Propithecus coquereli (Coquerel's sifaka) is the source of this 2172-nucleotide messenger RNA. It is a transcript of the gene SLCO6A1, whose product is annotated as solute carrier organic anion transporter family, member 6A1. Bases 1 to 2172 code for a protein of 723 amino acids. Lineage: Eukaryota; Metazoa; Chordata; Mammalia; Primates; Indriidae. Gene Ontology annotation, molecular function: protein binding. Gene Ontology annotation, cellular component: membrane. Gene Ontology annotation, biological process: sodium-independent organic anion transport; transmembrane transport. The record is from RefSeq and is a predicted model, not a curated record. The transcript has 13 exons.
AUGCCCCGAGUCGCGGAAGGGCGCCAUGGGCCGGAGCAGGAGAACCCAGCGAAGCUGGAGUCUGAGCCCGCCCCCGCGCGGCCCGCUAGGGGCACCAGGACAGGCAAGGUCCGGGAGACCAGGAAGGCCGAGAAGGCUGAGAGAAAACCUCUGUAUCUGACAAACUUACCAACGGCCCUGAUAAAGUUUGGCGGUUUUCAGAAAAAGGGAAAAACCGAGACCCCCCACAUUACCCAGAAGCCAGCAAAAGCGGAAGUCGGUUCGGAGGAGCCCUGCGGGUUAGGCUGCAUAGUGAUCCCCUGCUGUCAGAUGUUUAAUGACAUUCGCGUCUAUAUGGUUUUCUACUGCGUCCUGGUCAUGUCUCAAGGUGUUAUGUUUGGUCUUGUAGACCUGAGCGUUACCAAUUUCCAAAAGGACUAUAUUCUGAAACCCAUUGAAAAUUUUGCAUUGUCAUUCAGUUAUGAAGUUUCAUCUGGCCUGGUAGCAAUAUUCAUCGCAUUCUAUGGAGAAGGGAAUAAGAAAAUAAAAUGGAUUGUAGUUUCCUCCCUUUUAAUGGGAUUUGGAUCACUUUUAUUUGCUUUGCCAUUCAGUAAUAGCAGAUAUGAUCAAUGGAAGGUAGAAACUGAAGAUAUUUGCAAAGCAACAAAGGUUACCAGUGCUUGCCGGAGAGACAUACCAUCUUUCAAAUCGAAAUACGUAUCUUGCUUCAUUGGUGGGCAGAUUGUGCAUGGAAUAGCAGGAAUGCCUCUUCAUAUCCUUGGAAUAACCUUUCUUGAUGACAGCACUGAGACACACUCACUUGGUUUCUAUAUAGGUAUUGCAGAUGCUUCAUCAACGCUUGGAUAUGCUUUAGGUUAUGUGAUAGGAGCACCACUAGUUAAGGCCUCUGAGAAUAGUACUUCUGAGAUAAACACUGAAAACGGUAAUGAUAAUCAACAACGGAUGUGGCCUUGGUGGAGUGAGUUUCUUUCUGUCGCUCUUAUUGCAUGGUCUACAUUAAUACCACUGUCAUGCUUUCCACGCAGUAUUUCAGGUACGGAAAAGAUAAAGGCUGAGAAACAGAAACAACCUCAAUUCCUUUACAGCAGACUUAAAAAUACAGAAGUUGAAAUAACUAUCAAGAAUUUGCCUGCUGCUCUUUGGAUUCUGAUAAAGAAUCCAAUAUUUGUGUGCCUAGCUCUGUCUAAAGCUGCAGAAAAUUUAGUUCUGAUUGGCGUUUCUGAAAUUUUGCCUGUAUAUAUAGAAAAUCAGUUUAUAUUAACACGCAGUUUUGCAACUACAAUUUCAGGACUUGUUUUACUUCCAGGAAGUGCACUUGGCCAGCUUCUGGGAGGUGUCAUUGUUUCCACAUUAGAAAUGUCUUAUAGAGCCCUUGUGAUAUUUGUAAUGGUUACAUCUACUGUAUCACUUAUACUACUUGGGUUUAUAAUUUUUAUACGCUGUGAUCCAGGGAAGUUUGCUGGGAUCACUGAAGACUAUGAUGGAACAGGGCAGUUGGGAGACCUCACAGCUCCUUGCAAUGAACAAUGUAGCUGCUCAUCUUCAGUUUAUAGUUCUGUCUGUGGAAGAGAUGAUAUUGAAUAUUUUUCUCCCUGCUUUGCAGGCUGUACAUAUUCUAAAAUGUUAAACAAACAAAAGGUGUACUACAAUUGUUCUUGCAUUAAAGAGGGAUUAAUAAUUGCAGAUGGAGAAGGUGAAUUUAUUGAUGCCAGACCUGGGAAAUGUGAUGCAAAAUGCUAUAAAUUACCUUUGUUCAUUGCUUUUGUCUCUUCUGUAAUUAUAUUUUCUGGCUUUUCUGGCGUACCACUCACCAUGGCCAUCAUUCGGAUUUUACCUGACAAACUGCGUUCUCUGGCCUUGGGUAUGAGCUUUGUGACCAAAAGAAUAUUUGGGAGUAUUCCUGGACCACUAGCUUUUCAAUUUUCGGUAGAAAAUUCUUGUACUUUUCGGGAUAUCAAUAAAUGUGGACACACGGGACGUUGCUGGAUCUAUAACAAAACAAGAAUGGCCUACCUAUUGGUGGGAAUAUGUUCUCUUUGCAAAAUAUUGACUGUCACCUUUACUACUAUCGCAUUUGUCAUAUACAAUCGGUUUUUAAAGAGAGGCUCCCACACGACACCUAUAACUAUGAAGAAAAUGAAAGCAAAAAGAAAAAACAAAGGAAAGAAGUAA